Molecule: messenger RNA, 3153 nt
Organism: Wallemia ichthyophaga EXF-994
Lineage: Eukaryota; Fungi; Basidiomycota; Wallemiomycetes; Wallemiales; Wallemiaceae
Exons: 3
Coding region: 1-3153 (1050 amino acids)
Source: RefSeq, a predicted model, not a curated record
AUGUCAACUUAUUCAAAUAAAUCUAAAACGCUUCCACCCGCGCUGAGUAACGCAGGUAGCGCUCGUGGAUCUUAUAAGCCACCGCCUCCACCGAAAUCAGUGCGAUCGAGUCAUUCUAAGAAAUCUCAUAGCAAUAAGCCAGCAACUCAAAGUCAUCCACCAAGUAGAAUGGAUUUACUGAGAGAGAAGAGCAACGUACACUCAAUUGAUAAUUCGAUACCUUCACCGGUGGAUGAGGCUAGAAUUAACGAUAUCACUAACUCCGGAUAUCACCGUCCUCAAGAUGAACCUAGCCUCCGCUCUGAGCUGUUGACUGACGUUCCAGAGGAGUACGAGCAUGGUAAUGAUACAAAGUUAUCUGAAUUACGCGCGAGAUUGGAAGCCCUGGUUACUCAAGGCACUGGUCCAAACCUCGGUAGCUUUGGCAUUGCUGCCGAUCAUGAUGACAUGGGUACCCUUAGAGCUCCAUCAGUUGCCCCAAGUGCCGAUGCAACUCCUAGAGAUGUUCACGGUGGUCCGAAGAGUAUCAAGAACUACGCUCCUUCACUACACCAAUCUCAUUAUGCUGAAAUUAUGGAAGAACACUCUCCAGAACAGCCAGAGCAUGUUGAGAGACAUACUGAGCGUGUUGAACAUUAUCCGGAGCAUUCAGAGAGGCAUAUCGAGCGCGUUGAUGAUCAUCCACAGCAUUUUGAGAGGCACGUUGAGCGUUCAGAUCAUCAUCCCGAGUAUCAUGAUCAGAAUGAGCAUUCAAAUCACCCUGAUCAUGUCAGUAUACAUCAUUAUCACCAUGUCCAUGAUUCUCCACACGCAGCCACCCAUUUACCCUCUCACCCACCUUCUUUGAUACCUUCAAUUGCUCAGACUCGCGCUCCAUCACGAAUGGACUCGAGUAGGGGCUUUUCAGCAGUGCCUUCGCAUCACCAUUCACACGCUCCUUCACAGCACCACUCACACGCCCCCUCACACCACUCACGCGCACCAUCACAUUCCUAUACACCCUCACACCACCACCACCACUCACACACACCCUCAUCCCAUCGUUCACCUUCAAAAUCAGACUCACCUUCACAUUCACAUUCUCAUGAUCCACACGAUCAUAUCAUCCAUCACGAUCAUAUCGUCCAUGACCACGACAUACCGCCGCACAUGGCACCAUACGUGACGCAAGAAGCGGACAGACGCAGGGAGUCGUCGCAACUAGAGAGGGAGUUACUAGAGAUCGUUGGUACAGCAGAAGAAUCUGAAAAUGAAAUGCGCAAAGUAAUUUCAAGACUGCAGCGUAAAUUACAAGACACGGAGCAGACGAAAGAGACUGAUGUGGCGACUGUGAAAUCGUUGCAGGAUGCGUUGCGAGAUGCUGAAUCCCGCGGUAUCGCUCUAACGCAAGCCCGGAAAGACGCUGAAAUAGCCGCCGCUAAUGAAGCACGACGUAUUGAAGGAUAUAGGUAUAGAGAUGGAGAGAGACAUCGGGAGCUAUCGCAUGCGGGUGACAUGAUUCGGCAGUUGCAGGUAGAUCUCGAUGAUGCGGAAGAGGAGGUAUUGUUUCUGCGCCAGAAGGCACACAAGGCGGAUAUAGUAGAGGCUGAGCGCCGAGGACGCAAUCAGGAGCGGGAGAAGCGACGCAAGGAGAAAGACAAAGAGCGUGAGCGCAAGGCGUUAGCGGCGGCGAAUGCGGCAGUGGUGACGAAUCCAAAUGGGGCAAGACACCACACUCACACGCCGCGCCAUCAUCGCACACCCAGCAUAGCUACACCAUCAACAGCUUCACCAUCACCGCGCUUAGGCACAGACACACACAGCCGCUCGCGCACCAACUCGCUUUAUGAGCCACGUCGCCGACCCAGCCAGCGUAAUGCGUACCAGCAGGCGCAAGCGCACAUGCGCCACCCUCACCACCCUCACCCUCACCCUCAUCAUCGUCAUAGUCACAGCCAGCCAUAUAACCCACACCCAACACCGCCAAUGACAGGCGCCGGACCGUAUGGGCCUGCGGGAGGUAUCUAUGAGAGUCCACCAGGAGGUGAGCUAGCGGAGCAAGCGUCGAUACGAGCGCCUUCGACAGUGGCAGAUCCGCGAUUGGGACCAUACAGACCACCGCAGCCAGACCGAGUCGAGGACCUGUACAACUACUACGAACCCCCAGGAUGGCCGCAAAUGGGACGAGCGCCAACGAUGACCGACCGAGCUAGCGUACAACCUAACGGGAGUCCCGUUGAACCCAACCAUACACCACUCAGUGUAGUUAACCAGCCGUCGCACCUGGAUGGAGAGGAACACCCUCUCGCGCCAGGACACAGCGACGGCAAUCGUUAUCGGCGUGCAAGCGGAGCAUACACACAACCCACACAUGCGGCCAGCGAGCAGAUCAGACGCUCUGCUGAACCCUUACAUACCCAUGCAAAUAGAGGAGGAGGAGCAGGACCCCCAUAUCAUCCCGUUGUCGUCGAACCGGGACAAGGCGAAAGAGGAGAAACGGGGAUUCAAGUACAAAAUGAAAUGGGUGCUGGAUCAGCUCUAGGAUUGGAUAUGGAAAGAGGGGGCAUUCCUCAUCAUCAUCAUCAUCACCAGCCUGUACCGGGCGGUUUGAGCAGAGGUCCUUCUCCUCUGCCGGAAAUUAGUCUUGAGCCUCCAUCUUUGAAAGGGACGCCUGUGCCGCACGCACCUCACGCCCAUCACACCCAUCACACCCAUCACGCACCGACGAUGGAUCCUACCGGUGUACCUCUUCCUGAAUCUGUGUUUGGGGGGUCGACUGGAACGCAUCAUACGCAUGGGACACAUGGGACGCAUCACACUCAACCUGUUCACCACGCACACCAUUCACACCACCCUGCUCACCCUCACCCUCACCAUACUCACACUCAAAUGCCCACACCCACUGGACACGCUCGCAAUGUGCCACUGCCAGACUCGGUGAUAGGGUCGCCUGUCAUGUCGGGAGCGACGGCGUACCGAGGAAUGGCACCGGUGGAACCGAUGGCACCGAUACACCAAGCUGAACCAUCGCGACCACCUUCAAUGAGUGGGAUGAGUGGGAUGCCAUUUGGCGGCGGUGGUAGUGGGUUCAGCGGCUAUCCGGGAGAAGUGCACCCACUCAGUCAGGCAGCAGCCGGGAUGCACGUCGAGGGUGCACACCCGCCUCCGCUAUGA